Molecule: messenger RNA, 1908 nt
Organism: Manis javanica (Malayan pangolin)
Lineage: Eukaryota; Metazoa; Chordata; Mammalia; Pholidota; Manidae
Gene: TMEM151B
Product: transmembrane protein 151B
Source: RefSeq, a predicted model, not a curated record
CCCCGCCCCCUCCCGCCCCCUUCCCAGGGCCCGCGCAGGAUGCCCUCGGCCCCCGGCAGCCCCCCGGGAGGCCCUGAACUCGACUCCCCCCCUCUACGCCAUGUCCCCCCCUGGCUCGGCCGCGGGAGAGAGCGCCGGCGGCGGCGGCGGCGGCGGUGGCGGCCCCGGGGUCCCGGAGGAGCCCACGGCAGCGGCGGCGGCGGACGAGGGCCCCGCCCGAGAGGAGCAGCGUCCCAUUCAGCCCUCUUUCACCAAGUCCCUUUGCCGUGAGUCCCACUGGAAGUGCCUGCUGCUCUCACUGCUCAUGUACGGCUGCCUGGGGGCCGUCGCCUGGUGCCACGUCACCACAGUGACCCGCCUCACCUUCAGCAGCGCAUACCAGGGCAACAGCCUCAUGUACCACGACAGCCCCUGCUCCAACGGCUAUGUCUACAUCCCCCUGGCCUUCCUGCUCAUGCUGUAUGCCGUCUACCUGGUGGAGUGUUGGCACUGCCAAGCCCGCCACGAGCUGCAGCACCGUGUUGAUGUGAGCAGCGUGCGGGAGCGUGUGGGCCGCAUGCAGCAGGCCACACCCUGUAUCUGGUGGAAGGCCAUCAGCUACCACUAUGUCCGCCGCACCCGCCAGGUCACCCGAUACCGCAAUGGAGAUGCCUAUACCACCACCCAGCCUUCCCCGGCGCCGCAGGUCUACCAUGAGCGCGUCAACACGCACGUGGCAGAGGCCGAGUUCGACUAUGCGCGCUGCGGGGUCCGGGACGUGUCCAAGGCGCUGGUGGGGCUGGAGGGCGCGCCGGCCACGCGGCUACGCUUCACCAAGUGCUUCAGCUUCGCCAGCGUGGAGGCCGAGAACGCGUACCUGUGCCAGCGCGCGCGCUUCUUCGCGGAGAACGAGGGCCUGGACGACUACAUGGAGGCGCGCGAGGGCAUGCACCUCAAGAACGUGGACUUCCGCGAGUUCAUGGUGGCCUUCCCAGACCCAACCAGGCCGCCGUGGUACGCCUGCUCGUCGGCCUUCUGGGCCGCGGCGCUGCUCACGCUGUCGUGGCCGCUGCGCGUGCUGGCCGAGUACCGCACGGCCUACGCGCACUACCACGUGGAGAAGCUCUUCGGCCUGGAGGGCCCGGGUUCGGCAAGCAGCGCGGGCGGCGGCCUGAGCCCCAGCGACGAGCUGCUGCCCCCGCUCACACACCGCCUGCCGCGGGUCAAUACGGUGGACAGCACGGAGCUCGAGUGGCACAUCCGCUCCAAUCAGCAGCUCGUGCCCAGCUACUCGGAAGCGGUGCUCAUGGACCUGGCAGGGCUGGGGGCGCGCUGCGCAGGGGGCGCGGCGGGCGGCUACGCGCCCACCUGCCGUUAUGGCGGGGUGGGCGGCCCGGGCGCCGCGGGCGUGGCUCCGUACCGGCGCAGCUGCGAGCACUGCCAGCGCGCGGUCAGCAGCUCCUCUAUCUUCUCGCGCAGCGCCCUGAGCAUCUGCGCCAGCCCGCGGGCCGGCCCGGGGCCCGGCGGAGGGCCGGGCUGCGCGGGCAGCCGCUUCUCGCUCGGCCGCCUCUACGGCUCCCGGCGCAGCUGCCUGUGGCGCAGCCGGAGCGGGAGCGUCAACGAGGCGAGCUGCCCCACGGAGCAGACGCGGCUGUCGAGCCAGGCCAGCAUGGGGGACGACGAGGACGACGACGAGGAGGAGGCCGGGCCGCCGCCGCCUUACCACGACGCCCUCUACUUCCCAGUCCUUAUUGUGCACCGGCAGGAGGGGUGUCUGGGCCACAGCCAUCGGCCGCUGCACCGCCACGGCUCCUGCGUAGAGACCUCACUGUGACCUCUGGCCCCUGGACCCGCCCGCCCCCCUCCCUCCUGCCCCUGCCGGAUGGUGUCCCCUGCGUGCUGCAGGGGCAGUCACGAUGGUGCCCGAGG